CAAGAUGGGUUACUAUGUGGGCAACACUGUCUCAAUAACCUUUUGCAAGGACAGUAUUUCACAGCUGUUGACCUAGCAGACAUUGCGCAGCAAAUGGAUCAGGCCGAACAGCAACAUAUGGCUGAACUAGGAAGGCACACUGAUGAUUAUAGGAGAUUCAUGGAGCAACCCUCUGUAAACAUGGAUGAUAGCGGAAUGUUCAGCAUUCAAGUCCUUACCUCAGCCCUCCGUGUAUGGGAUUUAACCUUAAUACCUUUCGCUUCAUCACACGCAUUGGCAAAAGCUGCUCGUGGCAAUCCUACAGAUCAGCAAGCUUAUGUGUGCAACUUCAAAGAACACUGGUUCACAGUCAGAAAGCUUGGAUACCAGUGGUUCAACUUGAACAGUCUGCUCUCCUUCCCAGAGCUAAUAUCUGAUACAUAUUUGUCACUGUUUUUGACUCAGUUACAGCAUGAAGGUUACUCCAUAUUCCUAGUAGAGGGUAGAUUGCCUGAGUCAGAAGCAGACGAGACACUGCGAUUACAACCAGCUGUUCAGACGGUCAAACCAAAGCUCCUUCCAGAGUUGGCUGAGGAGGCAAAGAGCAAUCAGGAAGAAAAAGAUCUCAAAGUUGCUCUGGCCAAUAGUCUAGCUAAUGUUGCCGCUUCAUCCAGCCAGCGAACACCUGAUAGCGAUGAUUUAGCAGCAGCAAUUAACUUGUCAUUACAGUAUUCAGAUUCACCGGUUAAACAUAGGAACAGUGAAGAAAGUGACCUACAGAGAGCUCUUGCGUUAAGUUUGUCCAGCGAAGGACACGACUCUGGAGGUCCCAGCACGUCAAAAGAGGAGUUAAGUGAAGAUGACCAGCUCCAAGCUGCCCUUAGAAUGAGCCUUGAUCAGAAAACUCCAGAGGAAGAGGCACCUAGUCCUGACAAGGAGCCAGAUCUUCAAGAAAUACGAGAAAAACGCUUGGCUUUCCUGUCAAAGAAGGCCCCUUGACCUCUAGAUUUGAUAAGGUUAUAUGCUUUAAAGCAAGAUUGGAUAUAUAUAAUAUAUUGAUUUCAGUAACUGCCACAAAAGUGUCCUUUGAAAUAGCAUUAUUUGUACUUUCAUUUGAAUCUUCACAUCACAGAAAUUAAGGUAAAUUGUAUGUUUAGUUUUUUCAGUUUUCUUUCAGAGAUAUUUUUUUCUUGUAACAGAGAUAUUGUUAUACUAUGUCUUUUUGAAUAUAAGGGUUUAUAAGUGCCUUCUUUGAUGUUGCAUAAUACUAAAGCCAGUAACUUCAGGAAAACCAGACUGAUUAGAUAGUGAUAGAUAAAUACUGUCUUUUCCCAUAGAGGACAAACCUUUCUUAAGCAAAACCCUUCAGGUUUUUGCUUGUUUUUUGUACUAUCAGCAUCUGUAUUUUUUCUGCUUGAUUGCCUGCACAUAUCUUUUCAUGCCUGUAUGAAAUAUGUCCCAGUAAUAAUAGAAAAUAAUGUUAUGUUACAUAUUUACAUGUAGGUGUAGAAAUAAGCAAUGCAGAAUUGACAAGGCUAUAGUGGAUACCAACAACUCUAGAGCGAGGAUGAGCUACUUGAACAAAAGUGAAUCACUAUGAGCUAUAUGGACUUUACUUGUGGUGCAAGAAAUUUCCAUGAAACAUUUGUUUCAAAAACUUUGGUUGAGUUCCAUUGAAUAUACUAUGUCCUUUUUGUAUAGGUUUAUAAGAGAUAAACAUUCUGCCAGUUAUCAUCAUGCUGUAUUAGUUCAGAUACCAUGUGAGUGGUUGUAAUUUUUAGGCGCUGAUCUCUUCUAACUUACUCUAGUAUGUCGAUCAUAAAUGGUUUUAUGCCUCAUUUUCCUUCUGUGGAGUUAGACUUGAUCUGAGUUCUCUCCAUACUUCACUCUUGAAAACUUUCCUGUCUGGUAAACAUCCUUAUCUCUGCCAUUUCUUCCUCUGUAGCUUUCUUCAUUUCCCAGUGGUUUGAUAGACCCAAGCAUUUAUCUCAAAUUCUUCCAAUACAUUUUCCAUUGUCUUCACUCCAGGAUGUGUGUUUAGGUACUUUGGUUGUUUUACUGUAUCCAUUACAGUCAGCAUCUCUCAUGUUGUAAUUUUUUUUAUAAAUAAUUAUUGAUUCUUUGAUUGUUACUUUUAUGUAGUAAUACAAAUGCUGUAAUUUUGUUUUUCCACUAUUGUAUUACCCUUUCCAAGACUGUUACCUUUUAGUUUUGUGUACCUUUGUCUUCAGUUUUUUUGUAUCAUGUAAACAUAUGAUAAUUCCUUGGUUAUUUGUAAUAUACUGUUUCCAGCCUAAAGUGACAUACAUGUGUUACUUGUCUUUUCAGGUUUUUUUUUUUUUUUUUUUUUUUUUGGUGGGGGGGGGGUUCAAAGUACAUCUCCAGAAGUUAAUGGAAAAGCAUGUGAGAGGUAAGUUUUUUAUUGACUGAUGAUCUGUGUACAGUAGUAAGUACUGUAUUAGAGGAGGAACUUUGUAAUAAGUAUUAUAAGAGGAAGUAAUACUUUCGAAACUUGUUUCAAGUAUAUAUUAGUACAGGUACUUGAUAAGUCAAACUAUGUUGGGUUGUAGUUUGUCUAUCUUAUCCAAAUUAGUAACUAUAAUCUCUCUAGGAUACAUGAUGAGAAAGUUGUUCCUAAAUUUAGUCAUCAGUAGCCUAGGUGUUUGACGCCAGUUUUAGUACCAAAUAUUUGUAAUCAAUCAACCAAUCCUAAACUUAGUGGUUUUCCUAAAUUUAUUGAAGAUUCUGGUCUUCAGGAAAUAUACUCUAAUGCCAUUACUAGUUUCUUGGGUGUGACGGGUAAGCCAGCCCAACUCAAUGGCAGUUCCAAGUAUGGAUGCGUGAGGAAAUGGAGUCGGGAGUGGCAUCCUGUAAAAUAUUUGCCAAUACCAAUUAUGAAAUCUUCUGAUCUCCUGACAUAAGCAAGGAGCAAAUACAGUCCUGCUUUCUGCUGACAUUUUGCAAAUUCAUACUUAUACAUUUAUCACCUUUUCCUGUAGUUUUUUUCUCCGCAGGCUGAUUUCCCUUUGGACCCCUAUAUUGGGUUUUCAGCUGAAGAUUUAAAGAAAGGAAUCAAUUGUCCCUUAAGUCAUGGGGUACCUACCUGUUACUCAGCAUGAUGGUACUCCACAGGUAAUUCUGCCAGUUUUUGCAAAGCAUAUUUUUUUUUUUUUUUGCAGUUUUGGAAAAUAACACACACAAUAAGCAUUGGAUAACUUAGUUGAGAAACAGUAUGAUUACAGAUGCAAAGAAAAUCUCACUACCAUAUAGGAGUAUCAACUUACAUUUUGUUAUUAAUGAGACACUUGUAGUGUUGUUUCAAGAGGCUUAUAUAGUUGAAGAACUUUUUUUACAUUAUUGAGUAUCCUUAUGUUCUGAAGUUUACGUCUGUUUUCUGAAAGAGUAAAUUGUAAGAAGGUUACAGGUAGAAGUUUGUCACAAAAGUUUAAAAACAGAAUUUUGUAUUUACAUUUUUAUGUAACUGCUGUACUUUUGAGUUAUGUUUUUGCUUUCAUCUUCUGUGUUAUGGAUUUAACAUAAGUAAUUCAAUUAUCUGUAUUGGAUAAAUCUAAACAGUGGAGGUACAAGUACGCAAUCUCUUACCUGAAAAUAGGAAGUUGCAACCGAAAGUUAUUUCACUUAAUGUAUGCACAAUAAAUCUCUGUAUGUUUAUUGAA
Messenger RNA from Macrobrachium nipponense, 3656 nucleotides. Its product is annotated as ataxin-3-like. Gene Ontology annotation, cellular component: nucleus. NCBI's taxonomy places the organism in Eukaryota, Metazoa, Arthropoda, Malacostraca, Decapoda, Palaemonidae. The record is from RefSeq and is a predicted model, not a curated record. Gene Ontology annotation, biological process: protein deubiquitination. Gene Ontology annotation, molecular function: cysteine-type deubiquitinase activity.